AUGAACUCCCUGUGCACUGUCGUCGCCCUUUGCGCCAUCGUGGCGUCUGCAACUGCGGGUGGACUUGGAGGCCUCGGCUACGGAGGAUAUGGACUCGGCUAUGGCGGUGGCUACGGCGGAGGCCUAGGCUACGGCGGAGGCCUUGGCUAUGGGGGAGGCCUAGGCUACGGGGGAGGCCUAGGCUACGGGGGAGGCCUGGGAUACGGUGGCGGCUACGGCGUGGGCGGUGUAGGCGUCGGGAGCAGCGUGGCCCUGUUGAGCGGAGGACCCGCGUUCGCCAAGGUUGUGGCUGGGCCUGCUUUCGUCGUGAGGUCUGUCCACCAUGUGAACAAGGUUAGCGGAGGAGGAGCCCUUCUCGCUCACUCUGGUCUCGGCGGAGGAUACGGAAGAGGCGUCGGCUACGGUGGAGGUUACGGUGGAUACGGAUACGGUGGAUACGGCUACAAGGGUUAA
Molecule: messenger RNA, 453 nt
Organism: Dermacentor silvarum
Lineage: Eukaryota; Metazoa; Arthropoda; Arachnida; Ixodida; Ixodidae
Product: acanthoscurrin-2-like
Exons: 2
Coding region: 1-453 (150 amino acids)
Source: RefSeq, a predicted model, not a curated record